GCGGAAGCGGCGGCCAUGCUGCGCGGCCCGGCCCUGCUGCUGCGGCGGGCGGCCCCGGGCGGCCUCGCGCACGGCCGGCGCUGCCACCGGCAGCAGCAGCGGGAGCAGGGAUCGGGAUCGGGAUCGGGAUCGGGAUCGGGAUCAGCGCGGCCGCAGCCGCCGGACCCAUCGCUGCUGCGCUUCCUGGUGUGCCCGCUCUCCAAGCGGCCGCUGAGGUACGAAGAAGCUACGAACGAGCUCAUUAACGAGGAGCUGGGCAUCGCGUACCCCAUCAUCGACGGCAUCCCGAACAUGGUUCCGGAGGCUGCCAGGAUGACGCACAAGAAGCCGCCGGCCGAGGGCUCGGAGCAGCCCUGA
Messenger RNA from Prinia subflava (tawny-flanked prinia), 357 nucleotides. RefSeq names its product PIGY upstream open reading frame (gene PYURF). NCBI's taxonomy places the organism in Eukaryota, Metazoa, Chordata, Aves, Passeriformes, Cisticolidae. The transcript has 2 exons. The coding region runs from base 16 to 357 and encodes 113 amino acids. The record is from RefSeq and is a predicted model, not a curated record.